Molecule: messenger RNA, 1076 nt
Organism: Frankliniella occidentalis (western flower thrips)
Lineage: Eukaryota; Metazoa; Arthropoda; Insecta; Thysanoptera; Thripidae
Gene: RpII33
Product: DNA-directed RNA polymerase II subunit RPB3
Exons: 6
Coding region: 100-924 (274 amino acids)
Biological process (GO): DNA-templated transcription
Cellular component (GO): RNA polymerase II, core complex
Molecular function (GO): DNA binding; DNA-directed RNA polymerase activity; protein dimerization activity
Source: RefSeq, a predicted model, not a curated record
GUGUACCCGGCAUAUGAUCAAGCGGCUGCUGCAAUCUCAUCACAUUGACGUUGUCAAACAUCUCUUCUGCAUUGAAAAGGAGGGAAUUAUUCCGGAACGAUGCCGUACGCCAAUCAACCCUCUGUGACGAUAACGGAUUUGACUGAAGAAAAUGUCAAGUUCGUCUUGGAAGACACAGAUCUAAGCGUUGCAAACAGUUUGAGAAGAGUAUUUAUAGCAGAAACUCCAACAAUGGCUAUUGAUUGGGUUCAACUCGAAGCCAAUUCGACAGUUCUUAGUGAUGAGUUUCUCUCACAUCGCAUUGGACUGAUUCCGUUAACAUCAGAUGAAGUUGUUGAUAGAAUGCAGAACACCAGAGAUUGUAACUGCAUCGAUUUCUGUCCUGACUGUAGUGUGGAAUUCACUUUGGAUGUUAAAUGUAAUGAUGAUCAGACAAGGCAUGUGACCACAGCAGAUCUUGAAUCAAAUGACCAACGCGUUCGACCUGUUACUUCAAGGAACAGGGAUGAUGAUACAAGUGAAUAUGGGGAAACUGAUGAUAUAUUGAUUGUGAAGCUCCGUAAAGGUCAAGAAUUAAAGUUGAGAGCAUACGCUAAAAAAGGGUUUGGUAAAGAGCAUGCUAAAUGGAACCCAACUGCUGGAGUGUGCUUUGAGUAUGAUCCUGACAAUAUUAUGAGACACACUUUAUUUCCCAAGCCAGACGAAUGGCCAAAAAGUGAACACACUGAACUUGAAGAGGAUCAAUAUGAGGCUCAAUUUAAUUGGGAAGCUAAGCCGAACAAGUUUUUCUACAAUGUUGAAAGUUGUGGAUCACUAAAGCCUGAAAACAUAGUUACUAUGGGAGUAGCUGUUUUGAAGAAUAAGCUCUCCAACCUUCAGACGCAGCUGGCUCAUGAAGUACAUGAACCUCUUGCAAUCCAGUGAUUUAGUUAUUUGCCCAAGCCUGAUACCGACAGGUAGAUUUUAGACAGGAUCUACCAACAGUCAAGCCCAGCAUUGUUUUUCAUUCAAAAAAUGUAUCCUAUGUAAUGUGUCAUAAGAGAUAUUGAAAUUAAACACAGUAUACUGAUCAACAA